GCAUUUGUUUCCCCCUGGAUGCCCAACGGGACUUUGGAAUCUUACCUUAAGCAUGCACAUGAGACCCUCUCGAUGAUAGAUAGGCUUCGGCUGCUUAAACAGAUUGCAGAGGGACUCCAAUACCUCCACGACAACGACGUAAUCCACGGUGACCUCACCAACGGCAAUGUUCUGGUUGCUGCCGAUGGAUCCCCUCGUCUUGCAGAUUUUGGUAUCUCCAAUAUCAUGGUACAAUCCAACCCUGCCUUUUCCUACCACACCGGUUCAGUACGUUGGGCCGCUCCAGAGCUUCUUGACCCCCCAGAAGAGCAACCCAUACAAUGCGCCACGAAAUCUACCGAUAUAUACGCUCUCGGCGGUAUCAUGCUUCAGGUCCUACAUGCGAAACAGCCUUACUGGUGGCUGAAGUCUGCCAUACACGUUAUUUCUGCCAAGUUCAAACGUACAGAGCCCAUUGACUCCUCCGUUGAGAUCGAGCCUGAUCACCUGGAUUUCAUGCGGCGGUGCUGGUCAACGAAGAGCGAGCUUCGUCCAUCAGUAGAAGAGGUGAUAAAUUAUCUUCAAGAAGCACUGUCAAACGAGACUUCACCUGUAUAA
Molecule: messenger RNA, 597 nt
Organism: Suillus fuscotomentosus
Lineage: Eukaryota; Fungi; Basidiomycota; Agaricomycetes; Boletales; Suillaceae
Product: kinase-like domain-containing protein
Exons: 5
Biological process (GO): protein phosphorylation
Molecular function (GO): protein kinase activity; ATP binding
Source: RefSeq, a predicted model, not a curated record